CCGGCAUCUGCCUCUUCUCCCACUUCUUCUCCCUCGUCGCCUUCCCUUUUCUCUCGUUUUAACCCUCCCUCGCUUCGCCUCCUCCGCAUCCGGCUGCCCCUCGCCUCCUCGCCCCCUCGGCGCCCUGGUCCCCGCCGGAGCGCCGUGUCGCCGCCCCGAUCCGGGUGUUCGACGCGAUGCAGCCGCCGAUGAGGAACGAGAGGCCCGCCGCCCCCGGCCGGCCCGUCACCGCCUUCGUGCCCGGCGCCGCCGUCCCGCCGCCGCCGGGGGCGCCCUCGCCGUUCGCUGCCAGUGGCCCGUUCGUGCACCCCGCCGCCGCUGCGCCGCCCCCGUUUGGGGCCGCGCCACCUGCGGCAAUGGGUGGGUACAGGGGUCCCCCGCCGCCUCAGGGCCCCUUCGGCACGGUGCCUCCGUCCCAGGGUCCAUUUGCUGCCGCGCCACCGCCUCAGGGCCCCUUCGCCUCCGCCCCACCGCCUCAGGCCCCAUUCACCUCUGCCCCACCGCCUCAGGGCCCCUUUGCCUCCGCUCCACCGCCUCAGGGCCCCUUUACAUCGGGUCCACCGCCUCAAGGACCCUUCGCCACUGGACCGCCGCCUCAGGGCCCCUUUGCCGUCACUCCGGCACCUUUUCGGCCCCCACUGUCGUCCCUUUCGCAGCCACAAUCUCCCACGGGAGGCGCUACACCUCCACCGCCGUCAUAUGUGAGGCCGCCACCACCAGUACAGUCGCAGCCGCCGCCCAUGCAAGGGUAUUACCCUGGUGCGCCUCCUCCAAACCCUCAAUUCCCGAUGUUGAGGCCAGGGUUUCAACAGCCAAUGCAGACCAUGCCGGCCCCUCCUAUGGGGCCGGCUGCCGCUUUCGGUAAUCAGGCAGCGUAUCCGAGUUCUGGGCCUCCAGUUGGGGGCGCGCUUCAGAGCUUAGUGGAGGACUUCCAGUCGUUGUCACUGAGUUCCGUGCCUGGGUCACUAGACUCUGGUGUUGACUUAAAAGGGCUGCCAAGGCCAUUGGAUGGUGAUGAGGAGCCGAUUAAGGUCUUGGAGGCAUACCCAUUGAACUGCCACCCGAGGUACUUCCGGCUGACAACCCAUGCAAUUCCGGCGUCCCAGUCAUUGGUCUCCAGGUGGCAUUUGCCCCUCGGGGCCGUGAUACACCCUCUUGCAGAAUCACCUGAUGGGGAGGAAGUGCCGGUUAUCAACUUUGGAACUGCUGGUGUCAUCCGUUGUCGAAGAUGCAGGACGUAUAUAAAUCCUUAUGCAACAUUUGCAGAUGCUGGAAGGAAAUGGCGUUGCAAUCUUUGCACGUUGCUCAAUGAUGUUCCUGGAGAGUACUUUUGUGCUCUUGAUGCUAGUGGCAGAAGGUAUGAUACAGAUCAAAGACCUGAACUCUCUAAGGGAACAGUAGAGUUCGUUGCGCCUACAGAAUAUAUGGUGCGGCCACCAAUGCCGCCUUCUUACUUCUUUCUUAUUGAUGUGUCAGUAUCUGCAGUUCGAAGUGGGUUGCUUGAGGUUGUUGCAAAGACCAUCAAAUCAUGCCUCGAUGAACUUGCAGGCUUUCCACGAACACAGAUUGGAUUUUUAACCUUUGAUAGCACCUUGCAUUUUCAUAACUUCAAGUCUUCUUUGUCACAGCCUCAAAUGAUGGUGGUUGCUGAUUUGGAUGAUGUUUUUUUGCCAUUGCCUGAUGACCUUUUGGUUAAUUUGGUUGACUCCAGACAUGUGGUCGAGUCAUUUCUUGAUAGCUUGCCAAAUAUGUUUCAUGACAAUGUAAAUGUCGAGUCGGCUCUUGGUCCGGCACUUAAAGCAGCUUUCAUGGUUAUGAGUCAAAUUGGUGGGAAGUUACUCGUCUUCCAGAGUACAUUGCCAUCUCUCGGUAUUGGUCGUUUGAGACUUAGAGGAGAUGAUGUUCGUGCAUAUGGAACGGAUAAGGAGCACAGUCUGAGGGUACCAGAAGAUCCCUUCUACAAACAGAUGGCUGCUGAAUUCACAAAAAAUCAGAUUGCAGUGGACAUAUUUUCUUUCAGUGAGAAGUAUUCUGAUAUAGCUUCCUUAGGUUCUUUGGCGAAAUAUACUGGUGGUCAGGUGUACCAUUAUCCAUCACUCCAGGCAGCUACACAUGGGGACAAACUUAAACAUGAGCUUAACAGAGAUCUUACACGAGAGAUAGCAUGGGAAUCUGUUAUGCGUAUCAGAUGUGGAAAAGGGAUACGAUUCACAACCUAUCAUGGUCAUUUCAUGCUAAGGUCCACGGACCUGUUAGCCCUUCCAGCUGUUGACUCUGAUAAAGCUUUUGCAAUGCAACUGUCGCUAGAGGAGACCUUAAUGACCACCCAGACUGUAUACUUCCAAGUGGCAUUGCUAUAUACAUCCUCUUCUGGUGAGAGGCGUAUCAGGGUCCACACAGCAGCUGCACCCGUGGUCACAGAUCUUAGUGAAAUGUAUCGUCAAGCAGAUACUGGUGCCAUUGUGUCAUUGUUGGGUAGAAUUGCUGUUGAAAAUUCACUGGCUGAUAAGUUGGACAGUGUUCGACAACAAUUACAGUUAAAGCUUGUGAGAAGUUUGAAGGAAUAUCGGAACCUAUAUGUUGUACAACACCGAAUAGGAGGGAGACUGAUUUAUCCAGAAUCUUUAAGAUUCUUACCAUUAUACAUCCUUGCCAUCUGCAAAUCUCUUGCUCUCCGUGGAGGUUACGCAGAUGUCUCUCUUGAUGAGCGUUGUGCUGCUGGUUUCAGCAUGAUGAUACUGCCUGUAAAAAAGCUGCUCAAUUUUAUCUACCCUUCUCUGUAUAGGAUUGAUGAAGCAUUGACAAUGGAACCAGAUAGGAUCGAUGGUUCCUUGAAGCGAUUGCCACUAACCAUGCAGUGUUUAGAUACUGGAGGUGUAUACCUCCUUGAUGAUGGCUUCACUUUCCUAGUAUGGUUAGGUAGGAUGCUCCCACCUGAACUCGUGAACAACAUUCUUGGAGUCAGCUUGGCAAACUUCCCUGAUCUAUCAAAGAUUCAGUUGAGAGAAUGUGGCAACGAGUACUCAAGAAAUUUCAUGAAAAUACUAAGAAUCCUACGGGAGAAGGAUCCAUCUUAUUACCAGCUAUGCCGUGUUGUGCGACAGGGUGAACAGCCAAGAGAAGGCUUUUUGCUUCUGUCUAACCUUGUUGAGGACCAAAUGGCUGGAACAAGCAGUUAUGUCGAUUGGAUACUGCAAAUUCACCGUCAAACACAAAGCUAAUGGUGAUGAACGAACAGGAAGUGACCCUCCGAAUUUUUGCCUUAUUGUAAACUGCUGCAGAAUGUAGAUCCCGUUGCUGCCAGUUCCUAAUCGUUCUCACAAGACCAUCAGAUCUUAUUUGCAAUUCAGCGUUCCGAUGUCUGUCCUGUAAGCAGCAUGAGGCUGGCACGCAAAGCUUUUAUUGUCAAUAUUUGUCCUUGUGAUUAUUUUUUCCCUGCAGAGUGAGAAUACAGCUGUUGUAUCAGAAUAAGUAGGCAAACAUACUCGUUGGUCAAUUAUACAACUGAGUCGUGUAGCGGUCUGUACGUUUAUUAAUCUUGUUUUAUUUCUUGUUCAGAAUUCGAGUCGGGUUCAAUUGCUUGGGCGUCGGGGUUCUCAAAA
Messenger RNA from Phragmites australis (common reed), 3602 nucleotides. Its product is annotated as protein transport protein SEC24 A-like. The coding region runs from base 177 to 3221 and encodes 1014 amino acids. Gene Ontology annotation, molecular function: SNARE binding; zinc ion binding. Gene Ontology annotation, biological process: COPII-coated vesicle cargo loading; endoplasmic reticulum to Golgi vesicle-mediated transport; intracellular protein transport. Gene Ontology annotation, cellular component: endoplasmic reticulum exit site; COPII vesicle coat. The transcript has 13 exons. NCBI's taxonomy places the organism in Eukaryota, Viridiplantae, Streptophyta, Magnoliopsida, Poales, Poaceae. The record is from RefSeq and is a predicted model, not a curated record.